AUGUCAAAUGAUGAAGUUAUCAAUGAAAAACAACUAAUGAAAAAAUCAAUUAUUCAUACCAAAUAUGAAAAUGAAUUAAAGCGAAUUGAAACAAAAAUGAAAAAAGCUGAAGAAAUUUAUAUGAAUACUAAACAAGAAUAUCGAAACAAAGCAAAAGAGAUUUUUUCUCAAUGUCAACAAAUUGAAAAACAACGUCUGGAACAAAUUCGAGAAAUUCUUCUUGUAUUUAUUCGCACGAUGCAUAUACGAAAUGAUGCUCCUGAAAUCGAAAAAAUUUAUGAUGAACUUAUCACCAAUAUCACUAUUCAACAAAAUCCAUUGGCAGAUUUGGUUUUUUGGGCACAUACCUAUGGUAUUGACGAUGAUGAAAAUAUUUUAGUUCCUUUGUCAAAUGUCGAGUUGCAAACAACGACCAACGAUGAACUUCGAAUUACAAUUGCACCAACAACGGUUGAAAGUACUGCUAUAGAUGGCAACGACGAAGAGCACAAAUCUAAAGAUAAACAACAAUAG
Molecule: messenger RNA, 513 nt
Organism: Rotaria sp. Silwood1
Lineage: Eukaryota; Metazoa; Rotifera; Eurotatoria; Philodinida; Philodinidae
Source: the annotation of a GenBank genome assembly